Molecule: messenger RNA, 2122 nt
Organism: Drosophila grimshawi
Lineage: Eukaryota; Metazoa; Arthropoda; Insecta; Diptera; Drosophilidae
Exons: 5
Coding region: 177-1364 (395 amino acids)
Cellular component (GO): cytoplasm
Molecular function (GO): ubiquitin protein ligase activity; protein binding
Source: RefSeq, a predicted model, not a curated record
AGUUUGCUUUGAGCUCUUUGAGUUUGCGCAGGUGUCGCUCGCAAGUUCCGUGAUCGCGAAGUGGAAGUGCGGUGCCGGCGUUUUAAUUUAACGGGCGCCGUGAAUCAAGUCCAUACUAAUUAUAACUAGUACAUAAAUAUCUGAACAACAAAAGAAAAACAAAAAUAAGUACAAAAAUGCUGCAGCAAUGCACCAUAAAGGCGCCCAAUGGCGCCUUAGGCUUAAAUUUGAGUCGUGCACCUUGGGACCCGUAUCCGUGGGUCAGCGGUGUGCAGGCGGAGUCGAAUGCGCAGUUGGGCGGCGUUUGCAUUGGUGACACACUGCUGCAGCUCAACGGCCGAGAUGUCCUCGGCAUGAGAAUCAGCGAGCUGGCCACGCGACUACGCGAACAUUGGCUCUCUGGCGCUGACCAGGUCACCCUGAUGAUGUGGCGACAGGAGCCCAGCCCCGGCUUAACUGCCGCCACAGAUGAUCCCAUGGAGGCGGCGCACGCUGUGCAGCAUGGAAUUAAUCAACAGUCACUGCAAAAGUUUGCAACAUGCCUGCAACAUAUUGCCCAACUACUGGAGUGUCCUGUUUGUUGUGAGGUUAUUAAACCACCCAGCUGGCAGUGCUGCAAUGGACACGUACUUUGCAAUAAUUGCCGUAACCGGUCUGUAAAGUGUCCCGUUUGCCGAGUGCCGCUGGGACCACGGGGACGCUGCCUGCUGUCGGAUAACUUAUUCACGCUGCUGGCCGAGAAUUUCCCCUGUGAUGGUGUGAAGACCAGCAAAACUACCGAUGUGGCCAACAACAGCAACAGCAACAGCAACAACAACAGAAGCGGCGACAAAUGCACAAAUGAAUAUCAUAAUCAACCAAAAAUGGCACUGGCCAAAUCAAAUACCAGCAAAAAGUCAAGAAAAACAGCUAGACAGAUGCAAUCCGCAGUGAUUUCAGUUAUGAAUGAUGCUGCUGAUGUGGAAGGAGUUGCAGCCGGAGCUGGAGCAGAAGCAGAGACAGGACUAGAGAAGGAGCUGGAGCUGGAAAUGGAGUGCGUUAGGCAAGUUUCGGGCAGGCCGGAGGGAAAUGUCCAAAGUGUGCAAAUACUAAAAAAUAAUGUCAACGUUGCAGCCCAGCGACAGCAGCAGCAGCAGUGCAACAACAACAUUAGCAACAGCAGCAGCGGCAGCAGCAGCAACAGCAGUAGCAACAAUAUGCUCGUUAAACCAAAGUUAAAGUUGAGUAAGAAAAGUUGGCAGAUUACAGGCCGAGAUCAAGACGAAUUGCACAGCGAUGAAGUUGCAAACAUAAAUAAUGGCCAACAGCGUCUGCGAGUGGAGCGGCAGGUGUUGCAGCCAGGCAAAGGCCAACAACAAUAUUAAAAUUAUCAUUGCACGACUGGGAAAUCAUGCAGCAGCAACAGCAGCAGCAGCAGCAGCAGAAACGCGGCAAAACUUUGCAACAAAUUGUCAACCGUCAAAAAAAAAAAAUAGACCACGGAGUCUGCGGUCAACGAAAAGCGCUUGUGGCAGAGUGUUGCAGCCACUGAAAUUACUUCGGCUGUUGCUGCUGCUGGUAUUGCCACAGACAACAGCAACAAUAAUGCGGCAAUCUUAUCAGCAGUCAACCAAAUAGAGGAGAGCAGCGCACAGCGAGCAAAGUUCUUUAGCGGGUCAUCAAUAAAAUGUCAGCUGCACUUUUGUGGCACUUUCGGCAUGUCCAGUUGGGGCCACAACAGACGCAGGCUUCUCUCCGACUGAGUGGGACACACACACACACACACACACACAAAUUUUGAGGCUGAGGCUGACAACUAUGCUAUAUUCGUGUGGCAAGUGGCGGGGGCACAGCAAAUGGAGGCGCAACACUUUCAGACCAUCAUCGAGUCGGAAUGCAGUCAAGUCAAGUGGCUUGGCACCGCUCAGCCACAAACACGCAGCUGACAGGAGACCAGCGCCACCGGCGAAUGUCUCACAUUGUCCAACACGGCGAGGAACUGCUGCACCGCCUUUGAAAUUAUUAUGUAUUAAGAGAAAAUAGCAUUCCAACUGAUAUUAGUAGAUAAAUAGGCAACAACAAAUACUGUACUGAUUUUUAGCUAAUAAAUAGAGUGGAAUAAAACCGUAUGCAAUAUACAAAU